Molecule: messenger RNA, 1281 nt
Organism: Prosopis cineraria
Lineage: Eukaryota; Viridiplantae; Streptophyta; Magnoliopsida; Fabales; Fabaceae
Product: putative fasciclin-like arabinogalactan protein 20
Exons: 1
Coding region: 30-1043 (337 amino acids)
Source: RefSeq, a predicted model, not a curated record
GACACGGAAUCGAGCUUCACUGAUGAUCCAUGGCUUCCUCUCUUCAACUUCUUCUUCUCUUCUCUCUCUGCUUCUUCUCCCUCUCCUCCAGCGUUCCCUACGAAGCCAUCCUUGACGCCGCUGACAUUCUCUUCGAUUCAGGCUUCAUUUCCAUGGCCCUGACCAUUGAAGUCGUCGCCAAAACCCUUUUCCUUCAAUCUCCUUCCCUCACCAUCUUUGCUCCAUCUGACUCUGCCUUCGGUAAAACGGGCCAGCCAUCGCUCGAUCUGCUCCGAUUCCACGUUGCCCCAAUGCCAUUGCCGGCGCAGAGCCUCCGACUGCUCCCUUCCGGUGCCAAAAUUCCAACAAUGUUCGGUAAGAACUCUCUGGUCGUCACCACACCGCCUUCUGAUCGAAGAAUAUCCCUCAACAACGUGAGGGUUAAUAUCUCCCCAAUCUACGAUGAUGGGUUCAUGAUAAUCUACGGAAUCGAGAGGUUCUUCGAUCCCAAUUUUAGGUACGUGGCGCCACAUCGAAGACCGCAUCGAAAUCCUGCGUGUGGUGCAACAAACGAGACUGUGAGUUCCAGAAAUUCUUUGAAAGAAUCCAUUAAAACCUUGAACUCAGGAGGCUACUCGGUGAUGGCUUCAUUUCUUGGAAUGCAAAUGUCUAUUGACGAGACACCGAUGACAGUAUUCGCUCCUGCUGAUAAUGUAGUGGUGAAUCACCUUGGGAAUUUCAGCGACUAUCCAUCAUUCUUUCUUCGCCAUGUUGUGCCCUGCAAGCUUCUGUGGAACGAUCUGGUUGAUUUUAGCGAUGGGUCAGAAAUACCGACGUAUUUGGAUGGGUUUUCUAUCAACGUAUCGAGGCUGAGUGGAGCAUUGAUGCUGAACGGAGCCCAAGUUUUCAUUCCAAACAUGUUCUACAAUGACGAGCUCGUCGUUCAUGGCGUCAAUCAUGCUCUGGCGACGCACGAGGAGACACAAGAAGUUGCCGAAUCUUCCUCUAAUUUGGAAGCUAAGCCUGAUGAUGAGGAAACUAUGUUUGAUCCUGGUGAAUUUUGAGGCCUGAAAUUUUUUCUACUGUCUGUUAUCUAGUACAUUUUCUUCGUGUGAAUUUUCCAUUACCGGCGAAUAUCUCUGUUGCAUUGAACUCUUGGUUUCACAAUCAAUAAACUUCUGAUGAGCGCUUGAAAUGUGGGAGGAGCCUGUUCUUCUAGACUAUAUGUGAUACGAAAAGAGAUUAAACCUCCUUAAACUUGGUUUUGUGGUUUAUGGAUACAGUAGGACCCAAUUAGUUCUC